Megalopta genalis is the source of this 3036-nucleotide messenger RNA. RefSeq names its product pre-mRNA processing factor 6 (gene Prp6). Gene Ontology annotation, biological process: mRNA splicing, via spliceosome; spliceosomal tri-snRNP complex assembly. The record is from RefSeq and is a predicted model, not a curated record. Lineage: Eukaryota; Metazoa; Arthropoda; Insecta; Hymenoptera; Halictidae. Gene Ontology annotation, molecular function: protein binding. Gene Ontology annotation, cellular component: catalytic step 2 spliceosome; U4/U6 x U5 tri-snRNP complex.
AUUUAUAUACAUGUAGUUCGUAUAUCCCGUUUGUGGUAAGGUGUUUGUUGUUUUUCCCGGUAAUUGACAGUAACAACAUAACAAUGGCAGUGCCAUCAGUUUCUUUGUCGACAAGAAAUAAAAAGCAUUUCUUAGGAGUACCAGCACCCUUAGGAUAUGUUGCUGGUGUUGGAAGAGGAGCUACAGGAUUUACAACCAGAUCUGAUAUUGGUCCAGCUCGGGAUGCGAAUGACGUAUCAGAUGAUCGACAUGCUCCACCUACAAAGCGAACAAAAAAGAAAGAGGAAGAGGAAGAAGAUGAAGAAGAUUUGAAUGAUUCUAAUUAUGAUGAAUUCUCUGGAUACGGAGGUUCACUUUUUAGUAAAGAUCCGUAUGAUAAAGAUGACGAAGAAGCCGAUGCUAUAUACGAAGCUAUCGACAAGCGAAUGGACGAAAAGCGUAAAGAGUAUAGGGAGAAAAGGCUUAGAGAAGAACUAGAGAGGUACCGUCAAGAACGUCCUAAAAUUCAGCAGCAGUUUUCAGAUUUAAAGAGGGAAUUGGUAAAUGUAACCGAGGAAGAAUGGAAAAAUGUUCCAGAAGUAGGCGAUGCAAGAAAUAGGAAACAGCGAAAUCCGCGAGCUGAAAAGUUUACUCCAUUACCAGAUUCCGUACUUGCUAGGAAUUUAGGAGGUGAAACAUCCUCAAGUAUCGAUCCCUCAAGUGGUCUAGCUUCUAUGAUGCCUGGUGUAGCAACACCUGGAAUGCUGACUCCAACAGGAGAUUUAGAUUUAAGAAAAAUUGGACAAGCCAGAAAUACCUUGAUGAACGUUAAGCUAAAUCAGGUUUCCGAUUCCGUCGAGGGACAAACGGUUGUCGAUCCGAAGGGAUACCUUACCGAUUUGCAAAGUAUGAUUCCGACAUACGGCGGUGAUAUCAACGACAUCAAGAAAGCCAGAUUAUUGUUAAAGUCUGUAAGAGAAACGAACCCCAAUCAUCCUCCAGCGUGGAUCGCGUCUGCCCGUUUAGAGGAGGUGACAGGAAAGGUACAAGCCGCCCGAAAUUUAAUAAUGAAAGGCUGCGAGGUGAAUCCAACGUCAGAAGAUUUAUGGCUGGAAGCGGCCAGACUUCAGCCACCGGAUACAGCUAAAGCGGUGAUCGCACAAUCCGUACGGCACAUACCUACGUCAGUUAGGAUUUGGAUAAAAGCGGCUGAUUUAGAGACGGAAACGAAAGCGAAAAGAAGAGUGUAUCGUAAAGCGCUGGAGCAUAUUCCGAACUCCGUUAGACUUUGGAAAGCUGCGGUCGAGUUAGAGGAGCCGGAAGAUGCUCGCAUUUUGCUUAGUCGUGCUGUCGAAUGCUGUCCCACCAGUGUAGAUUUAUGGCUCGCCCUGGCAAGAUUAGAAACCUAUGACAACGCGAGAAAGGUUCUUAAUAAAGCAAGAGAGAAUAUUCCAACCGACAGACAAAUUUGGACUACUGCUGCUAAAUUGGAGGAAGCUAAUGGGAACAAACACAUGGUAGAAAAGAUCAUAGAUCGCGCUAUAUCUUCUCUGAGCGCAAACGGAGUAGAAAUCAACAGGGAACAUUGGUUCAAAGAAGCUAUGGAAGCUGAGAAAGCGGGUGCAGUGCACACCUGUCAAGUUAUUGUUAAAGCGAUUAUUGGUUUUGGAGUAGAAGAGGAGGACAGGAAACAUACAUGGAUGGAAGACGCGGAAACUUGUGCUCAACAAGGUGCUUUGGAAUGUGCUAGGGCCGUAUACGCCUACGCAUUGUCGACUUUCCCUAGUAAAAAGUCAAUUUGGCUGCGUGCAGCUUAUUUCGAGAAAACAUACGGAACGCGAGAGUCUCUGGAAUCUUUGCUGCAGAGAGCGGUUGCUCACUGUCCUAAGAGUGAAGUGCUUUGGCUGAUGGGUGCGAAAUCCAAAUGGUUGGCUGGCGACGUUCCGGCAGCUAGAGGUAUUUUGUCCCUUGCGUUCCAGGCGAAUCCGAAUUCUGAGGAGAUUUGGUUGGCGGCUGUAAAGUUGGAGUCUGAAAAUUCAGAGUACGAAAGAGCCCGACGAUUGUUAGCAAAGGCCAGAGCAUCUGCGCCCACUCCUAGAGUGAUGAUGAAAAGCGCCAAGCUAGAAUGGGCUUUGAAUAAUCUCGACGCAGCCUUGUUGCUUCUGAGAGAGGCACUAGAAGCGUUCGAUGAUUUCCCUAAGUUGUGGUUAAUGAAGGGCCAAAUCGAAGAACAACAAGGAAAUUUGGAUAAAGCUUUGGAUACGUACAACCAAGCGAUAAAGAAAUGCCCAAGUUCUAUUCCCCUAUGGCGUUUAUUAGCGCAGUUAGAGCACAGGAAAAGUCAAGUUACCAAAGCUCGGUCAGUUUUGGAAAAAGCGCGCUUGAAGAACCCAAAGAACGCGGAACUUUGGCUGGAGGCGAUUAGAAACGAAUUGAAAAACGGUGGCGUAAGGGACAUGGCGAACACGUUGAUGGCGAAAGCUUUGCAAGAAUGUCCCACCUCGGGUUUACUUUGGGCAGAGGCGAUUUUUAUGGAGCCGCGGCCACAACGUAAAACCAAAAGCGUAGACGCGUUGAAGAAAUGCGAACACGAUCCUCACGUGCUUCUCGCAGUUUCCAAAUUGUUUUGGUGCGAACAUAAAAUUUCAAAGUGCAGGGAUUGGUUCAACAGAACAGUGAAGAUCGACCCUGAUUUGGGGGACGCGUGGGCAUACUUUUACAAAUUCGAACUUUUAAAUGGCACUGAAGAACAGCAAGAGGAUGUGAAGAAACGAUGCAUUACUGCGGAGCCACACCAUGGAGAAAAUUGGUGUAAAGUAUCGAAGAAUAUAGUAAACUGGUGUUUAAGUAUAGAUCAAAUUUUAAUAUUAGUGGCGAAAGAUCUCCCAAUUCCGAUAUAAUACUAUGUAAAUUAAACUUUAAUUUAGCUAUAUAUACUUUUUAAGGACUUGCGCUAGUGAUAAAUAAUCGUUAAAUUUAAAUUAUCAUGAACGAAUUACCGUAUGUUAUAAAUAAAUUUAUAACGUAAUAUUCUUGAUAAAAAUAUAUUGAUAAUUA